AUGAAGAGGCGGCUGUGGUGGCGGAGGUUGCCAUGGCUACGGGCGGAGGCGGCGCUGCUCAGAACCGCCCCAGCUGCCGACCGCUCCGCACCAGCCAUGGAGGCCUGCGGCAUGAGCUUCAUCAAGUACCUCCUCUUCUUCUUCAACCUCGUCUUCGCUGUGAGUAAAUACACGAUGGCUCUAACUGUGUAUUGUGGUUAUUUGAUAAAUAUGAUCAUAUAA
Molecule: messenger RNA, 222 nt
Organism: Nezara viridula (southern green stink bug)
Lineage: Eukaryota; Metazoa; Arthropoda; Insecta; Hemiptera; Pentatomidae
Source: the annotation of a GenBank genome assembly